UUUUUAUCAUUGAAACGUCAGGCGGAUCUGAAAAAGACCGACCUAUGACUGGGCGAGCUCACGCGAUCCGCGCGACCCGCGCUCCAGCGUUCGGCAGUCAUAACGCGCACGCUGUGCAAGCCGGUGACACGUCUGUUCUUUGGGUCCCGGAGCAAGAAUGGCAGUGCGCCUUGUGCUGGCUGGCCUAGGCCUCGCCCUGGUUGGGGCCAUGGAGUUCCCGGAGGACCGGUACCGGGUCAACGACGGGCUGCGGGCCCCUUACGACGUCGACCGCCAGCGGGCCCUCGAGCCCCUUGCAGCAUUCAACCGGGCACCUCCGCAGCACCUCGCACCACAAGCCCCUAACAGCUCCGCGUUCGAACACGCAUCGGCCAAGAACCAGGCUCCCGCCGUCUCAGUCAACAACGUAGCGGUAGGUACGGCGGCGAACCUUACGGCUGCGGCAGGCGCCCACGGGCUACAGAACUUGGCAGGAGCACCGAACAAGGCUUUUUUCGAACACGGCCCGGACAACGCAGUGUACCCCAUGGGACCUACCGGAGGCGACGAGGCCUCCAAGCAGCUCGUUGAACAAGACCUGGGCAGGCUACAGCGGAGGAAGUUCCGACUCAGGCACCGCAAGGGCCUCAAGGAACGUAAGGCACGUAAGUUCCAGAGGCUGCUCGAAGACGACUCGCCCCGAAUCCCCUCCCAUCUCGUCGGGCCCAAUGUACCUGGAGGACAACGCGGAUUUGAGGGUCCCACUGGCCUAGGUGAAGCCGCAAACUCAGGCAUGCCCAGGCCGUCCGGUGAAGCGGCGAGUCGCGCCGAAGUACUUGCGGGACUCAAGGUCGAGUAUGCGAGGGCAUACAUCGCCGCCGAAGAGCCUGACAACGACUCUGGUCCCAUGGAACUACUCUGCACGGUGGGCUUCAAGGAAUACGCCAGCAUCACGUGGACGGUGAACGGUCGCCCGCUGGAAAACUUCAUUGACAGGUCGUCCCUGACCACCAUAAAGAACGAAGUUCCGGUCAAGGUGUCGAAGAUCACCAUAAACCAACUCGAGCGACUGCCGUCGGACAACGGCAAGUUCAUCUUCGAGUGCACGGCACUGGUCGACGCCCAGGUGACAAAGGCAACGAUCGCACUCGGCUCAAUCAUCGAAGACACCUGCACAACCAACGGUCAGUGCGAGGCUCGUGGCGCUUCAUGCAGCGAGGGACGUUGUCUCUGCAAGGCGUCACAACCGGUCAGCCUAAAGUCGAAGCACCUGACGUGCCGCGCCGCAGCCAACCUAGGCUGGCCCUGCGACUACAGCGAACAGUGCACCUUCGUGCAGCCCAACUCGGUCUGCUCGGACAGUUUGGUUUGCAUCUGCUCUCUGGGCUUUGUCAGGUCCCUGGACGGCAAGAUCUGUGACAAGCUGACUCCGGGUAACCUGAUCGGCUCGGCGUGCAAGGAGAACGCCGACUGCCACAGCGCUGGGGCUUCCUGCGCCAACAGCGUUUGCAAGUGCACCAACAAUACGGUAGAGCGGGGAGGGUUGUGUCUUCCUCUGGCACAUCUUAAGCUUGGGUUGGAAACUCUACGCGGGACAAACUUCCUCGGGGCAGAGGACAGCAUCAAGUCUAUACACAACGAUACAAGGUUCACCGUAGCAGCGGCCAUGAUUAACGACGCCAGCGACAAGACGACCGCCAGCACUGCGCUAUCGCCUCCGCCGCAAAGCGGCGCAGGUGAUUCGACGCCCACAUCUUACCUGGCUCUUUUGUCUAGCACAUUGACCAUGAUCAUACUUGCCCGCGGACCGUAGGGACCUCCGACAGUUGUAGCCCAUGCGUGUUGAGCAAUAAAGGCUUUAUCGCCU
Molecule: messenger RNA, 1846 nt
Organism: Ixodes scapularis (black-legged tick)
Lineage: Eukaryota; Metazoa; Arthropoda; Arachnida; Ixodida; Ixodidae
Exons: 1
Coding region: 158-1792 (544 amino acids)
Source: RefSeq, a predicted model, not a curated record